AAUGAGGCGCCCAAGAGGCCUCCAAGAAGCUCCGUAGCCAUUUUGGCUCAAGGUGGCGCCGCAGCGGAUCAUCCCGAGUCUUUUUCUUGACGGCUCCGGGGAGCUCUGCGUUGCUUUCUCUUGCUCCAGCGAUGGGCCAGGCCUGCGGGUCUGUCGGUGGCAAGUGCCUCGCCUACGAGCCCAUCGGCGGAAGCUCGGAGAAGCUUACCGCCACCGUUGUCCCGGUGAACACUGGCAACCCCUCCUUUCCACCAUCGCAGUCGAAUAUCACGCGGGCGAUAUGCGUAAGUGGCGGUGGCAGCCGGGCGAUGUCAUUCACCCUAGGGAUAUUCAGAGGGCUGAGCGAAUGUGGGCUUCUCUCGAAGUUCGACUCUAUCAGCACAGUGUCUGGAGGCACGUGGUUUGCCUCUGUUUUUAUGUUCGGCAAGACGUACAACGGCUCCGAAAUCAGCACCAGCGAAAUGCUGGGCAAGGCAGCAAGUCCCUCCGAACUUUCCAUGGCCGUGCUUAACCAGGAGCCAACGCCCAUCGGCGCCGUCAUGACGAGAGACUCGACUUUGAUCGCUGCGGAGCAGGCUGUCAAACAUAAACCAGAAGAGUUAUGGCAGGCAACAAUCGCGAAAUGGCUUCUGGAACCGUUCGGGCUGAGCAGUUUGGAAGCUUUCCUCGCGGCGAGCGAGAGCGACAAGAACCGCAUAGUCGCCGACAACCCCAUCCUUGCAGACAAGACCUUCCUCACCCCACGGCCCGACCGCCCCGCAUCCUUCGUGAUGAACGGCACUUGGCUUGCCCCUGUCGGCUACUACGCGGGGGCCGACAGCGCGGUCGCGCUGCAGGUGUCGCCAGACUGGACCGGCUAUCCUUUUUACCCCAACGGCGAGGCUGUGCUGUACCCGCUCGCGUGCGGGUACUGGUGCUGCCCGCCAAACCGCCGAUGCCUGUGCUCGUGGGGUGCCAUGGGGUGCCCAUGCAAAUAGGCGCCGGCACGUGGGGGCCGAGUUCGCCCGGGGUUGGCCCGUUCCGGCGGCCAUUUGCAUGGGGCGCCCAUGCAAACGGCCCCUGGACCCCAUUGGCGCCCAGGCGCCGAGUUUCGGACUCCCUGG
Molecule: messenger RNA, 1103 nt
Organism: Prorocentrum cordatum
Lineage: Eukaryota; Dinophyceae; Prorocentrales; Prorocentraceae
Source: the annotation of a GenBank genome assembly